UGAUUUCUUUUUCCUGUAUAUCAUCAGUAUUAUGAUGUAUUACCUUAAGGAAGAGUUUACUAAAUAAUAAUUAAUAAUCUAAAGAAAAAAUUUUCUACUCAUUACUUGUAAUCAAUUCAUCCACUUGAAGCAAUCAUUUAACAAUUAAAUCCACGCCAUUGUGUAUGUCUCAAUCAGGGGAACAGAAUUAUCAAUCAACCCACUUUACCCACAAUAACAAAGGGAAGAGGUGGUGAUAAUAUUAUCACCGUCAACCUCGGUGGUGAUAAACGAGAGAGAGAAAGAGGAGAGGUAGAGGGAGACUGAGGAGAUAAUUCCAAUGAACAGGUUAUGGUGGAAAAGAAGAAAACAAAAUGAAGCAUUUCGAAAUGUUCGAUUUCAAUGAUCCUCAAGGAAAAUAUCAUGAUAGAAAUUGCCAUAGAUAAGCAUAAGAGGCUUACCUUUUCUCCCUCUUCUCAUCAUCUUCAUCAUCCUCAUCAUCUUAAUCAAUUGUGUCACUUUCUCAAUAUUUUCGUUAUUCUUGUUGAUCUUUCUAAUGGUUUUUUUUAUCCUUUUUACUUUUAUGUAAACAGUGAAAACAAACAACCUUUUUUUAUACUUCUUUUUGCCAUUACCUUUGUUUCUUAAUGAUAAUAAUUAAGUUAAUUAGUCUAUUCUCUUUUCAUGUAUAAAUCAAUUUUUUGACUUGCGAAAUGUACAAUCAAUAGAAUUACAAUUAGCUAAUUGCUCAAUUUGCUUUUAUUUUAUUUUAUUUUUAUAUUCGUUUACAUCAUCAACGUGUCUAAAUAUAUUCACUAUUUUAUUAAUACCUUUUACUAUUCAUUGAAAUUGUUUUGGUUAAUUGUUACAAUCAACAUAAGCAACUAUAUUAAUCAAGAUGAAACGGUUAACUGUUCCAAUUACCAUGAAACGUAUCCCAUUGAGACCAAUUUUCUUAGCCCCAUUAGCUGAGUUUCGUUACGAUCAAUGUCCAAUCAAAUGGGCUCAGACUCCAAGUCCAACGACUCUGGUUCCUGGUAAAAGGCAAUCACCAAUCAAUAUAAAUCGAUCAGUUUGCUUGGUCGGUAAAAGUUUAAUCUCUCGGCCACUUCGAUAUGAAUUCCCAACAGUCAUUGAAAACCUUGAGAUGGUCAACUCAGGGCAUGGAUGGACAGUCAACAUCCCACCUCAUAUUGGUGAUAAAACUGGAUUAACUGAUGGUCCGUUAUUAGAUAAAUAUAAUUUGGUUCAGUUUCAUGCUCAUUGGGGAUGCGAUUCAACCUCAGGCUCUGAACAUACGAUUGAUGGUCAUUCUUAUGCAUCGGAAUUGCAUUUUGUUCAUUACAAUUCAACCUUGUUCUCAUCUUUCGGUGAAGCGGUGAAAAAAGAUCGAGGACUUUCAGUUAUCGCUGUUUUUCUGGAGGUUGGGGAUAAAAAGAAUGAACAAAUUGAGAAAAUUGUCAAACACCUGAAAGAUAUCAAGUACAAAGAUGAGAAGACAAUCAUUUCAGAAGGGAUUUCAUAUGUUGGAUUUUUCCCGGAGAAAAAAUCAUAUUUCACCUAUGAAGGUUCAUUGACAACUUCACCUUACCAUGAAUCGGUUUCAUGGAUUGUUUUUGAAAAUCCCGUCACGGUAACGGCUGAUCAGAUCACCGCAAUGAGACAACUGAUGUGCAAUACCAAGGAAACGGAAAACAAGGAUUCAUCAGGCCUUAGCCAAAACUAUCGACAACCUCAACCAAUAAAUGGACGUGAUGUUAUUUAUGUUCGUUGAGUAUUUUUCAAAUGUCCAGAUUCGAAUUGAAAUUCGAAUGUCCAAAAGAAGAAAAAUAACCUUAAAAGUCCACUAAACAUAACAACGCAAUACAUAACACAAAGUAUUAAUACAUAUACACAUAGUCGAUCCAAAAAUUAAGUUGAACGAAAAAAGAUUCUCAUUGGAAAUCAAUGUUAAUCUAAUUUCGCCAAAAAAAAUGCAAUUUACUUUUGAAAAGUUCUAUUUUUCGCCAAUAUUUUUAGAUAGAUUUAAUAAUUAUUAUUACAAAUUCGAAAUUUUUACCUUAAGUAUAAAUUUCGAGCACUACAAGUCAUUCAACUCGAUUUUUCGACUAUCCUAGACGCUAAUGUUAACGAAUUAAUUAUAACUUAAUUUCCCUUUUAAUCAUUUGCAAAUUAUAUUUAACUAAUCAAUUGUGAUAGAAUGAAAAGAUUCUAAAUUUUUCUUAGCAAUUAAAAUGAUGUUGUUAAGAUCCUUGGUAAUUUAGAUUGUUAUAUUUUGAUUGUUAUCUAAUUAUCAGGAUUUUUCUCAUCAAUUUCAAAGUAAAUUCAACUUAAUUUUUUACAACCCAAAAAACUGGUCAAUUGAAUAGUCACAAUUAAGGACUGAAAUUGAUUAAACGAAUAUCGCAAAUUGUUGAUCACAUUAUUAUCCACUCAUAGGUAUCUCACUCAAGUUAAAAAUUCGUAAAAUUAGUUGAGCAAUUAACACGAAAAUAAAAUAAUUUAACAAUUCGACUUAAUUUUUGGUUCGACUGUAUAUGAAUUCUCGAGUUUGGUCCAGGAAGUUGUGGUAAAAGGAGCAGAAUCUACAUUUCCCCUUCUUCCUCUUAGCAAGUAAAGUAAAGAAAAAAAGUUCAAAGUAUAAACUUGAGUUCGUUAAUUAUCACUGUGAUCAAAUCAUUAUGAUCAAGUUGAGUUGAUACUUAUUAGAACAAUUAACUAAUUGUUAGAUUGAAGAUGGAGAUUAGUCUUAUUCAAACCAUUUCUGAUGACGAUUAAUUCGUAUUUUUUUAUUCGUUUCAUUUUCAUCCUUACCUUUUUUCCUUCUGUAAUUGAUGAAUUCAAAGGUUUAAUUAAUUGAGAAAAUUAAUUAAUAUUCUUGUCUUUUAAUCUUAGUUUUCUUUCCUUAAUUGGUCACUAGAUGGCGACUAAAGUACAGUCGAGGUUCUUAUGUUUAAGAUAAUUCAAUUUCCAAUGGAAAUUCAUUUGUUUCGAUAUGAGUGACCUUACGAAAAUCGAAACAUGGGUUCGAUAUCGUCGAAAAGUGUACCAACACGACGGUCAAAAGUUAAUCUUAAUGAUUGAUUGUUCAAUUGAUCGAAUUCGAAUUUUUUUUUCUUUACUUUCGCCUAAGGCAAAAGAGAUUCUCCUCCUCUUGACCACAACAUUCUGGACCUCAUAUGACCUAAGUUGCGAUUUACUUGCGAUUAUCGUUAAAUUUAGUUGUUAAAUUGAAGAUUUUCAGUUAAUCAUGACAAUUUUGUUAAACAUUUCAAAUUUUAAUUGUAAUUAAAGUUUACUAAAUAAACUAAAUAAUCAAAGUUAAUGGUUAAAAAUUAAA
Panonychus citri (citrus red mite) is the source of this 3319-nucleotide messenger RNA. Its product is annotated as carbonic anhydrase 1-like. Gene Ontology annotation, cellular component: cytoplasm. The record is from RefSeq and is a predicted model, not a curated record. Bases 878 to 1753 code for a protein of 291 amino acids. Gene Ontology annotation, molecular function: zinc ion binding; carbonate dehydratase activity. The transcript is spliced from 2 exons. NCBI's taxonomy places the organism in Eukaryota, Metazoa, Arthropoda, Arachnida, Trombidiformes, Tetranychidae.